AUGGUACACCAACUCGAGCAAGUAGUCCUAGACUGACUUCCUCCCAUGCCUUAGGAACUGCACGCUGACCCCAUCCCACUCGUCCGUUGCGGCGGACAGGCUCCAAGCUCGAUCGUCAAUUGAAUGAAUGGCUGCAAGCUGUAGGCCCUGACAACUCGAAAGAGCCCAAUACGCCCACUGGCUAUCCGAUCGAAGGGUGUAAAGCCGUCAUUGCGCCGUAAGUGACUUCGACGGCAUCGCUCUGAAGAGUAGAGCAGGCGCCGGCUGACGUGAUUGCGUGUGGGGUGGGGGACCUGGCGUCGUCGUUUUGGCCUGACACAACAGACACGCGGGGUAUGCGUAUUCAGGUCCCGCAGCGGCAUGGGCUUAUCGCUGCAUUGACGCACAACACAUGUGAGGGAAUGCCCCACGUUCCACGAGGAACAACAAACACGCUGAUGCUCGACUUAUCACGGGUCUCGGCAUCCUCGGACGUGACUCUCACUUAGUAAACGAAUCUUCAUCCUCGGCCCGUCGCACCACGUCGCUUUACCCGGGUGCGCACUCUCGCAGUGCGAUGAAUAUGCUACGCCUUUGGGGCCAUUGAAGUUGGAUAAGAAGAGUGGGUGCUUGGGUUCAGAAUUAUUCGCGCUUCGCGCUGCGAGGCUGACCAAUCACACUUCAUGGCACUUUUUUGAACCCCUGAAGCGAUCGCCGAGCUCGCGGCGACGGGCAAGUUUGAAUGGAUGGAUCAACAGACCGAUGAGGAUGAACAUAGGUGGGUCUCAUUGGGCGUUCGUUAUUAGGCUCAAGCCGACGAGCUGACGCCUCACGUCGUCUCGGAUCCUAGCAUCGAGAUGCACCUCCCGUAAGCAGCGCUCCCUUCUUUGCGCUCCGAGAGAAUGCUCAACCUCCUAAUUCCCACGGCUGCGGAUAGCUACGUUCGCAAGAUACUUGAAGGGUGAGCCGCCUACAGGACUCUAAUGACUAUUUCUACCUCUACCUCACCUAACCGAUCCUUCUCCCCCCUCUCCAGUCGAUCCGACAUCACGCUAAUCCCGAUCCUCGUCGGUUCACUCUCCUUCACCUCCGAGAAAACCUACGGUACUCUACUGGAACCUUACCUCCGUUCCGCGGACACCUUGUUCGUCAUCUCUUCCGAUUUUUGUCAUUGGGGAACGAGGUUCGGUUACACCUACUUCAUACCCCGCCAUGAUCUCGGAGUAGGUGAGGGUCAUGCCCUGAGUAGAGGAUCCAGUCUCGGCACGGGGGAAGGGUGUUGUUCGAUCGAUCAGUCGAUCGAGAGAUUGGAUAGGGAGGGGAUGAGAAUCAUUACCUUCGACCAAAACGGGGAGGAGGAAGGAGGACGAACUCCUCGUUCUGCGCAUGAGGAGUUCAAUGCCUAUCUCAAGCAGACGAGGAAUACGAUCUGUGGGAGACAUCCGAUUGGGGUUUUGUUAGGGGCCAUGACUAGGUGGGCUGAGAGGGAGGUGGAAGCGGAGGAGGGCUCGGAGGGGGUUGGAGGAGGGUGUCGUUUGGUUUGGACAAGGUACGAGCAGAGUGAACGGGUUAAGGAUCUCAGAGGGAGUAGUGUUAGUUAUGCGAGUGCUUUUGUUGGGCUUUCCGAGUGA
This is a messenger RNA of Microbotryum saponariae, 1610 nucleotides long. NCBI's taxonomy places the organism in Eukaryota, Fungi, Basidiomycota, Microbotryomycetes, Microbotryales, Microbotryaceae. The record is from the annotation of a GenBank genome assembly.